Miscanthus lutarioriparius is the source of this 843-nucleotide messenger RNA. The record is from the annotation of a GenBank genome assembly. Lineage: Eukaryota; Viridiplantae; Streptophyta; Magnoliopsida; Poales; Poaceae.
AUGGAGACGGGUGAGCAAAAGAACAGCAAGAAGGCGAGAGUAGAUCCGCCCGUGGCUCCUUUAGUGCCGUGUAUGGUGAGCAUUGACAAGGCCAAGUUUCAGUGCCCCGUUUGUACCCACCCCUUGAAGCCUCCCAUCUUCCAGUGCGCCGCCGGGCACUUGGCUUGCGGUGCCUGUCAUGGCCAGCUCGCCGACAAGGAACGGUGCUACAGGUGCGCCCAAUCCGGUGGGUACAGCCGCAACUUCCCGCUGGAAGACGUCGUCCGCUCGACCAGGGCCAUGUGCCCCUACGUCGUGUUCGGCUGCCCUAGCUCCGUACCCUUGUACGAGAUGGGUGACCACCAGCCCAAGUGCCCACACGCGCCAUGCCGCUGCCCGGAGCCCGGCUGCGCCUUCUUCGGCUCGCCGGCGUGGUUAAGCUACCACCUAAGGGCCACGCAUUCCUGGCCCGUAAACAUCAUCGACUACGGCAAGGCAUGCCAACUCCAGCUGCCGGCGUCAAAGCCGCGGUGCCUGCUGGUGGCGAUGGAGGACGGGCGCGUGUUCGUCGUGUCUGUGGGGGCGCACCGCGCCGUCUCGCUGGUGUCCCUGAGGGCGAAUGCCGCGGCGGGGCCGCACUACACGUGCAAGAUGUCGGCGAGUGGGAGCGCAGCCGCGGCGUCCGGCAAGGUGCCGAACGUCUCGGUGGAGAUGGAGGUGCCGAGCAGUGCGGUGGCCGGGGAGGCCGCGGCCACGGACACGGAGGCCAAAGUCGCCGCGGCACUAGUUGUGCCGCGCAAGAUGCUGCACGGGCCAUCCAAGGAGCUGCACCUCAACGUUAGAAUCGACAAGGCGCAGACAUGA